AGGUGAGUGAAUCAGAAGGAAGUGAGACAGAAACCCCAGCUCACUCUUAAACCCUAGAUUUUCACAUCACUCAAAAACCUCAAAGCUGAGCCAACAAUGGCGAAUCGGCGAUACCUUCAAACCCUAACCCGCCAUUUAUCAUACCUUCUCUCUCCAAACCUCCAUUCCCUCAAUUCCAUUUCCCCUCAAACAACCCUAACCCCAGCCCUUCUCAAUUCCAUCAACACAUUAACUUCCUCUCCCAAAUGCCCCCAAAUUAACACUAAAAUCUCAUCUUUCCACCGCCAUUUCUGCUCGAAACCACCGAACAUUAGCGAUGGUGAUGAUGACGAGGAUGAAACUGAUUUUGAUGAUGAGGAUGACGUGGAGUCAAAUAGUGAGCCCAGUAGAGAGUAUACUCAAGAGGAGAAAGAACAAGAGGCAGCUGAAAUUGGGUAUAAGGUGAUGGGCCCACUUCAGAGAUCCGACCGCGUUUUCAAACCAUAUGAACCCGUUUUUGCUAUUAUUCAGAUUGGUUCCCACCAGUUUAAAGUGAGCAAUGGUGAUUCCAUUUUUACAGAGAAAUUGAAGUUCUGUGAAGUCAAUGACAAGUUGAUUCUAAACAAGGUUAUGCUGUUGGGCUCAAAGACUCAGACAAUCAUUGGCAGGCCUAUAUUGCCUGAUGCAGCUGUUCAUGCUGUCGUUGAGGAGCAUGCAUUAGAUGCCAAAGUACUGAUAUUCAAGAAGAAGAGACGAAAGAACUAUCGACGAACACGAGGGCAUCGGCAGGAAUUAACAAAGUUGAGGAUUACGGAUAUACAAGGGGUUGAAAAACCUGAAGUGGUACCAAUUCUCAAGACAGAGAAGAAGGGUGCAAAGAAGGUCGCAGUAGCAGCUUAAAGAUGGUUAGAAGAUCAAAGAAAGAUGCUUGAGUAGGGGAUUUUUGGCAUAUACAGCUGACACAGCUCAGCGUUUUUAUUCUCAUUUUCUCUUAUAAAAUUUGAUGUUAGAACUCAGAUGCCACAUGUGGUCAGAUGGUAAUCAGGCGUGAGAUGGAAGGGAACGAAUCUGUUGUAGGCUUAACAUAGUCAAAAUCUUGAGGAUGUGUAUUUGGCUAUGAGAGCCCAUACCUCAUAAGGAAAAUAAUCUUUUCUUGCAUAGGAGUAUUUCCUACUCUUAAUGCAGUGUUGACUUCCUUUCA
Lycium ferocissimum is the source of this 1180-nucleotide messenger RNA. RefSeq names its product large ribosomal subunit protein bL21m. The record is from RefSeq and is a predicted model, not a curated record. Gene Ontology annotation, biological process: translation. NCBI's taxonomy places the organism in Eukaryota, Viridiplantae, Streptophyta, Magnoliopsida, Solanales, Solanaceae. The transcript has 5 exons. Gene Ontology annotation, cellular component: ribosome. Bases 97 to 879 code for a protein of 260 amino acids. Gene Ontology annotation, molecular function: structural constituent of ribosome; RNA binding.